This is a messenger RNA of Durio zibethinus, 471 nucleotides long. NCBI's taxonomy places the organism in Eukaryota, Viridiplantae, Streptophyta, Magnoliopsida, Malvales, Malvaceae. The record is from RefSeq and is a predicted model, not a curated record.
AUGGGGGCAGUCAUCGGUAAAGCUGCAGAUGGGAUUGGAGGUGUUCUUGGAAAUGUGUUAGCAGCUCCAUUUAAGAGUGUUUUUGGUGGAUCAUGCGAGAAACGCUUCUAUUUAUGCUUGGCCACCGGGUACCAUAGCCAUGAACUGAUAUCUGUGCCAAAGCGGACAUUUGUUCAGGGCCAUGGGAUUUGGGAAUAUGCCAUAUGCCAAUGCAUUAUAAGAAGCCUUUGCAAGAUAUGCUGGACUGGUUGUAAAACAUAUUGGUUUGCACUAGAAGAUAUUACAUGUUUCUUGUGGCACAAGUUAAAAAAUACUAAGCGUGUAAAUCGUCAUCACCAUCGUCAUCGUCAUUUUGAAGACAUUGAAGAAGUAGGGUUCAAUGAUUAUUAUUUAGAUAAGUAUGAUUACCGACAGCAAAGGCUAUAUGAGGCAACUGCUCGUAGCUGGACUCAGAAGUACGCAAUGGGUUGA